Molecule: messenger RNA, 2312 nt
Organism: Polypterus senegalus (gray bichir)
Lineage: Eukaryota; Metazoa; Chordata; Cladistia; Polypteriformes; Polypteridae
Gene: tmem214
Product: transmembrane protein 214
Exons: 17
Coding region: 166-2241 (691 amino acids)
Cellular component (GO): endoplasmic reticulum; Golgi apparatus
Source: RefSeq, a predicted model, not a curated record
UUUUCUCCUUUUAAAAAAUACGCUUUGUUACGUCACUGUGAGAAAGGAAACGUGGCAUAGUGAAGUAGACAGCGAUUCGAAACACGUCUGUUUUGUCAGGAAGAGAAGUGCAAGAGACUGCCUUUUUUUUCCAAAUCUUUGACCAUAUAUCAGUUAUCGUUUGUGAUGGAUUCGUCGAUAAACAACGGUUCUUUUGGCAAAUGGGAAAUGGUAAAAAAGAACAAGAAAGCUGGAAUGGCUGGGAAAAUGCAAAAUGUUAAGAAAGGAGACGGAGGACGGAAAGCUCUGACCGAGGCGAAUAUGCCCAAGCUGUACCCUUCGUCUCCUCUGAAAACAUCCCAAACAAUAUUUGAGAGAUUUGAGAAGAUUGGAAAGAAACAGAAUAAGGAACAAGUCCCUCCAGCUUCUUUUGAGCAACAGCAGAAGAAACGUAAUGCAGGAAAAAUGAACAAGAAACCUUACAGCAAUGAAAAUGGACAAAGAUCUGGCAAAUUCAAAUCUUUACAGGAAGCCUUCAAAGCUCUUGAUAUAGGUGAUCUUCAGCAACAACUUCAAAACAGCCAAAGAGUUUUCGCUGAAAACCCUUCUGUAUGGGUUAAGGACCUGGCCGGGUAUCUGAACAGCAAACUGCAAGCCCCUGAUAACGAUCCAACUCUCAGCCAACACCCUUACGACUAUCCUUAUUGCCUUGCAAGUAAGGAUCUUAAGAAUAUUAUUAAGACUCUCCUUGGAAAAUCACCAACUGCUGCAGAGGAGCUUUUUGAUCAUUGCAUCUACUCUAUGUUACGAGAGUAUGACAAGCCUAAUGGAGAAGCACUGUAUGGCUACAGGAUUUGUAUUCAGGCCUUGCUGAUGGAAAAGCCCAAAAUAGCAACUCUCAACUUGCCCAGUUAUCUAGAUCUUUUGAGAACCUAUCUGAACAAACCGACGAAAUGUCUUACCAUCAUGUGGGCUUUGGGACAAGCAGGAUUUACAGAUCUGAGUGAAGGUCUGAAAGUGUGGCUAGGCAUUAUGCUUCCAGUGUUGGGAACAAAAAUGCUUUCUCCAUAUUCUAUUGCUUACUUGGACAGACUUUUAAUGAUGCAUCCCAAUCUUACAAAAGGCUUUGGAAUUAUAGGACCAAAAGACUUCUUCCCCCUUCUGGACUUUGCUUUUAUGCCUGGAAAUGCUCUUUCACCCAGUUUGCAGGAUCAGUUGCGACGACUAUAUCCAAGGCUCAAAGUUUUAGCAUUUGGUGCUAGCCCAGAAUCUUCACUUCAUACAUAUUUUCCUUCGUUCCUGUCAAGGGGAACUCCACAUUGUCCGGAAGGAAUGAAAAAGGAGCUGAUAUGCAGCCUGACUGAAUGCUUGACCUUUGAUCCCCAAUGCUUCAGUGUUUGGAGACAGUUAUACACAAAGCAUCUUUCACAAUCAAGCAUUUUGUUGAAUCAUCUCUUGAAUUCUUGGGGAAGCCUAUCAGGAAAGGUUCGCAAAUCCCUCCAGGAAACUGUGCAGUCUUUCCAAGUUACAAAUGAAGAAAUCAGCUUGUCUACUAAAUCAGACCAUGUGAAAGCCUGUGCUGCAGUGUGUACUAAUUUACAGCUAAAGAUGAAACGCCAGAGAUUCAACUGGUCUCGCCUGUUGCUGGUAGGACUGGUGUUUGCUGUUGGCUUUGUAAUACAUGACAUCAGAGCUCAAGGGUCAUUUAAUGGUUCAUCAGUUGCACAAGUUCUUCAGCAGUCUGGAAUGAUGUCCUUUUCUCAACAGGCAUACAAUAAAAUAUCUGUUUAUUCAAACAAAGGAUACAGUUGGCUGGAAACAAAUGCUCCCUAUUACUACUCAGAAAUGGUUAAAACAUUUGGGCCUACUCUAGAAAUGGCUUGGGAGAAGACGAUUGUUACAUCAGCAUACAUCACAGAAAUGUGUGCAGGCCAGAUUGCUUGGAUCAAAGAAAAUGCUCCUAAAUUAAUAGAAUUGCUCAGUGCAAGCAUUCCAGAAUGUGUGGUGAACUUUAUUGAAUAUUUGAAAGUAUUACUUCUGUUCAUACACCAAAACUACCUGCCACUUAUGACAUAUGCUGUAACUUUGAUGGAUGAAAGCUGGCAGACAUUUGUUAAGUCCUGCAAUGGAGAAGUUUCCUGGCUGUGUGUCCAGAAUCAUUUAAUAAACUUUACUGAUUCAAGCUGGAGUUACCUGCAGAACAGAAGCAUUGCUGUGAAAAACUGGGCACUUGACUUGAUCUCCAGACAUUCAAGUGCUUAAGACACUGAAAAAGGACAAUACCAACUCUGCUGCAUUUUGUAAAGAUUCAGAGAAAUUUUCUUAAAAGGGAG